Pisolithus orientalis is the source of this 1794-nucleotide messenger RNA. RefSeq lists its product as uncharacterized. The record is from RefSeq and is a predicted model, not a curated record. Bases 1 to 1794 code for a protein of 597 amino acids. Lineage: Eukaryota; Fungi; Basidiomycota; Agaricomycetes; Boletales; Pisolithaceae. The transcript has 9 exons.
AUGUUCCUCCUAACUGAGGCAACUCUUUUCUUUGCAAAUGUCCUAACGACUGCCAGCUCUGAUGAUAAACUGACUUUAUCUAAGCGUGUCAAAAAUUGGGUGAACAUCGUCGACACAAGCUCUACGCAAUCUUCGAGUGCCAGUGCCAGUCCUCGCACAUCAGCUGCACCACCUCCAUCCACGAGUACCCUCGCUACAAGUACUACCGAUGUCGAGUUCCGUGUAUUCAAUCUCGGCUCUCCACUGCCAAAUGAUCCCCAAUACAACUACGAGUUCGAAUCCCAACUACCAGAAAACUUCGACUUGCUACCUGAUUGCAAAGAUGGAGAAGCUAGCGGGCCAUCUCAGUGCGCUGCCACAAUGGCUGAGGAGUAUGAGGCCAAUGAUCCUGCCACCAGACUCACCAACAUCAAGAGGAAAGUAGCCGAGUUGGAAUAUGUCUCGACCUCUGAGGUUGAGGGCAACGCCGUCGAUGAUAACUGUGACAAUCUAGAUGAUGCCAUCUGUGUUUUGGGGCACAAGAAUGCCAUGGCCAAGUCGCAUGUCAUGGUUACAAAGGGCAUGCCAAAGAAGAUCAAGAUACAAGCUUGCGACUCUAUGUCCAGCUUAUCAGCCACAUCUACUAGCAAGAGAUCUAUCGUAGCAAGCGAUUCGUUGAGUCAAGUGCAGACCAUCCCUGCGCAAGUGCGUUUCAACAAUUCGGAUCUCCCCUCAGAUCUGCAUAAAGAUCAGAAGUGGAAGAGGGAAGUUAUUCCGACGCUAAUCCUAUGGGCCGGAAACCAAGAGGAUGCAUUCAACAUUGCCAAGCAAGAUAUUUGUGGGGCUCUACAGGAGAUCAUGCCAGUCGUAUACCCCAUACUCAAGAACAUGGCAGGUAGCAUUCUUCCCAGCUCGCCCAUGGUUUCUGUCGUGUCUCAACACUUGUGUGAUUGGAGGCACGGCUUUGCCUCCACGGCUGUUGCACAACUCGUAGCUUUCUUCCUCAAUCCUCAAGACCCAUCGCCUGCUGACACUGAAAAAGUAUUACUCGAUCAUUUCACAUUCUUAUAUGAAGACCUCGACACAACUGUUCCUGAGAAGGCCUUCCACUCCGUUUUUGUGCAACAGCUGCUGCUGAGCAGCCAUUUGACCACAACCAAAGGAUACGUUCAAGUCCCUGCUCUUGACACUUCAUCUUUGGCGAAGCAUGGUGUUGUUGGUGCUCUUGGACUUUGUGCUGCUGUGCUCUCACGUGGCUUGAACCUCGUUAGAUCUGGUGACGUCGAGCUCAAGUCCCCCAUCAAUGUCAAAGAUGGUAUUGCCAAAGUGGCAACGAGGUUUGUGUGGACCCCCAUCAAAUACAACAUGACUUUGGGCAAGGAUAGCAAGACUGUGUGCACAUUUUCAGACCAGAAUUGGGGAGCCCCAAUGAGGAAGUUUACGGGGGCUGCCAAAAGAAGAUCUAUUGCUCAGCUUCAAGCCAUUGUAGAGCUCGCCCUUGCUUCGCUUGCAAUAGGGCAAGAACUCGACCCCGAGCUGUUGAGUGAUGCAGGAUCUGACAAUGACAUGUGCUUAGCAGAUAUUAAUUGCACUUCGUUGCUGCUUAUCUGCUUGACAGAACAGAACCAGCAUUAUUUCAAUUCCACUCGACAGAAGAGGAAUAUGGUAUGGAGUACUUGCAGUGAAGAAUUCGGGGAGCUGUGCCGCGACGUUGCAUGUUUCUCUCCAGAGAUGUCGAAUUGGAUUAUCGGUGCAGGACUGAUACUAGAUGGGAACAAACGAUUUACAAAACAACCUCCUCCUGCACAAGACUGA